Messenger RNA from Caenorhabditis remanei, 3354 nucleotides. RefSeq lists its product as uncharacterized. Bases 1 to 3354 code for a protein of 1117 amino acids. The record is from RefSeq and is a predicted model, not a curated record. Gene Ontology annotation, molecular function: 5'-3' DNA helicase activity. The transcript has 5 exons. NCBI's taxonomy places the organism in Eukaryota, Metazoa, Nematoda, Chromadorea, Rhabditida, Rhabditidae.
AUGUCUAGCGAAGAAGAAGAAGUAGUUCCAGUUGAGCCGAAGACGGAGCGUGAGAAGAAUGUGUUCACUCCGUUCUACGUCGAUCCAAUCGUACCAGGAAUUUGUAAGAGCACGGAAGAGUUGUCGGAUCUCCAGAAACUGCUGAAAGCCGAUACUCAUGAAGCUGCUUUGAGAUUCGCCGAAGCCUCUUUGGAAUGGAAAGACAAUUUCUUCAUCCACCUUCCGAAACUACCCAGACUUUCGAUUGACUUCAUAACUGUUUGCCGUGUCGUCCCCCGUAUUCACGCUUUCUAUCGUGUGAUUGUUGAGAGUCCAAAUGGGUACAUCGUAACUGCUUGUCACGUCAACGUCCAUGGACAUCAUCGUGGAGACCUCCGUUAUCUAGAAGUCAACGAUCGCACUGUCACCAGCAAGAAUGAGAAGACUAGUAUCGUUGGGAAGUUGUUCCUUGGUGAUAUCAUUGGUGUCACUGGAUUGGCAAGACUGACGGACUUCAAGGAAUUUGAUGUGUUCCAAUCGAAGACGUGUGAUCAAUGUAUUUGGAUGGCUACUAGCAUUCAAGUUUACCCAAGAACCACAUUACAAGAUGUGACAUUCUCAGUGCUGGCAAACGGAACUGCUGUUGUGAAGGAGCAAAGUGAAGUGAUGAACAUCUUGAACCCUGAGUCUCUUCCUCUGACCCAAGGAAAACUGUAUACCGGCACUUUGUUUAUUCCAGAGAAGAUGUUCUGUCAUUUUACUCAGGAGCACAUGCCGAAACACAAGAGCCGUAUAGCCAACAAGUGUUCAAAGAUUCAUCAACCUCCAAAUGCUCUCGGUUCCAUUUUCGACUUUGAAGAAUCUCCAGUGCUCACGGAAGCAUUUGAUAUUGGAGUGAAGGCGUUCUCCAGCAAUCGAAACAAUGUUCACGCUGAGAACACUGCCGAGGAAGUCAUGGAAACCUGCGUACUAAUGGGAUAUGCUGCUGCCAAUUCAACCAGCAAUGGAAGAUUUGACUGCCGAGCAAUGCCUAUGUAUAAUAUUGAGAGAAGGGGAUUCAUAUUGAAAUUUUCAAUCGACAACCCAGCUGAGAAGCCAACGGAAGGAAAAUGGAUGAUCAAUUCUCGAAUCAAUAUUGAUGGACCAUCUGGUGAAGUGAGUGCAAUUAUUGAGACAGUCGUUAUAAAUGAUCCUCGAAAACUCUGGAUAACUGCAAGACUUUCAAGUAGUGUUCCGAAUAAAAACAAGUUUGAUAAAGGAACUCACGUUGUCUCUCAACGAGCGAGUCCAGAAUAUCAAAUCUUGAGAACUGGAUUCUUUUACCGCACGGGACCCGGAGAAAAUGGACGACGAAUUCUCGAAGCUCUCUAUGGAGGUAGACCAAUAGCUCAUAACUAUCCAAGACGUGCAAGAUCUCAUCAGUUCCCAUCCGAAGUUCCAAUUGCACUCAACCCGUAUCAGUGUGAUUAUGUGGACAUGAUGAUGGAGAACAUUCCAAUUGUCGUGGGAUGUUCUCCAUUUGGAUGCGGAAAAUCAUUGACUAUUGUCACUACUGCUCUGGCACUCCAAAAGCAAGACGUUGACAUUUAUGGUCCAUUUGCAUCCAAGAAAACACAGUUGAUGUUGACCCAAAGUAAUUAUGCAUGUGUGAAUUUGGUUGAAAUAGCAAAGAAGAUUAAACCUGAAAUCCGUGAAGGUUUCAAGUUCGUUCGAUAUAUUUCCGAGAAGAAUUGGAAAGAUUUACCAGAUGAUUGCAAGACAGAUUUUGAUUUGCCAAAGCUCAUGGUACCUGUUUUCAAGCAAUGGGCAAUCGGACACAGGUGGUCCGAAGAUUUGGAGUACCCUCAUAAAGUGAAUAUGGUGAACUUUCUACUGGAUGGAAAUCAUAUAGAUUCUUUUGGGUUUCUUGAUGAGGCAUGUAAAAUCAGAAAUCAUAAAAAGUUCAGAAGAGAAAAGGCGGCCUCUGGUCGUUGUUUUCAAGCGUUUUUCAUGCUUUACAAGCCGGAUCUCGUAAUGACAACAAAUGAUUCACUUCAUGCUCUUCUCAAAUCUGCAGUUCUUAAAACCGAAUCGAUACAGACUAUCCAAAUUGAUGAGGCUAGCCAAGUUCCGGAGUAUUCCUUCAUUAGUCUAUUGACUUCUUUCCCAAAAGCGAAAUUUGGAUUGAUUGGAGACACUCAACAACUUCCACCGUACUGUGAAUCGAAUCUCAAUGGGAAGCUGAAGGACUACGGUAUCGGAAAUACUAUGGAGAGAGCAGUGAAAGGGGAAAUGUUCCCACAUGCGAUGCUUCGAGAGGUCUACAGAUGUAAUCCAAGAGUCACUAAUCUUCUCAGCGACCUGUUUUAUGAAGGAAGAUUGAUUCCUGGAGUGAUUGAAGACCAAAGAAAUGAAUUCAUAAGAAAGAGACCAGAUUUCUGGCCGGCUUCUCAAUUCCCAGUAAUGAUUGUGAACAACAAAGAGAAGGGAAUGAGAAUGGGAACUUCUUGUCAAAAUGGUUCGGAGAAGGAACUCGUGAAGACCCUACUGGAUCGUCUUACCGAGGAGCAUGAUGGAUAUCAACUCCAGCCAUCGGACAUUGGUGUCAUCUCCUUCUACUCUGCUCAAACCUCGUUGCUCAUCGAUGGUCUACGCGGUAGAGGAGUCAAAUGUGGUACUGUAGAUGCAUUCCAGGGAAGUGAGAGAGAAGUUAUCAUUCUUUGCUGCACCAAUGCGAAAAUCAGUCAGUUCAUGCAAAUGAGCAACCGGAUCAAUGUCGCCAUGUCGAGAGCUAAACAAGUGACAAUUAUCAUCGGAAAUAUGGAUGGGCUGAGAGAUGCAAGGUACUGGAGUGACAUUGUCAGAGAAGUCGAACGGGAGAAAUGUGUUAUUCAGGCGGAAACUCUCGGCGUAGUUCAAAUUCCACACAGUCAGAGAAUUCCCAGAAAUGAACGGAAUAGAGGAUAUCACAACAACCGUACCAAAGUCCCAAAAGUCAGCAACCAAGCAAACAUUUCUGAUGAAAUGAAUGUCCUAAGCUUAUCGGCUCCCACCAAUCCCGAACCUUCUACAUCCGAAUCUGCCGACACAUUGAUCAUGAAAAAAGAACUGGAAGCUGCAAGAAAAAUGGCUGAACAAUUGGAGAAGGAGUUGAAGAAAGUGCAAGAAAAGUUCCAAGAGAAGGAAUGGAAUCUCUGUGAGAUUUGUGUCAGUCCAUACGAGCAAGGUGUUGCAGAAAAGACACCAAAGUUUUUGGUCUGUGGUCACACCUUCUGCCAGGAAUGUCUAAUUCAUAUGACUAUUUCGAAUGAAAUCAAAUGUCCAACUUGUCGUGUUGCUUCCCGUGGUCCAGCUGCUAACCUCAACACAAACUUCGCCAUUUAUAAGCAUCUCUAA